GUCUAAAUUUUAUGAAACGCGUCGGUGUUGUUGUGUUCGUUACGAGGAUUGAAUUUAUUUAGUACUUUUACUUUUAUAUUUAUAUAUAUAAAAUAUAACUCUAAAUCUAAUCUUAGGAAAUGUUGUGAAGAUUAAUAAAGCUGACAAUGUUUUAUCAUAUAUCUUUAGAGCACGAAAUUUUACUACAUCCCAGAUAUUUUGGACCCCAAUUGUUGGAUACUGUCAAGCAAAAGUUAUACACGGAAGUAGAAGGAACAUGUACAGGAAAGUAUGGUUUUGUCAUAGCUGUAACCACAAUAGAUAGCAUUGGUGCUGGUCUCAUCCAGCCUGGGCAGGGGUUUGUGGUGUACCCUGUUAAAUACAAAGCCAUAGUGUUCAGACCAUUUAAAGGGGAGGUGCUGGACGCUAUUGUUACACAAGUGAACAAGGUUGGCAUGUUCGCACAAAUCGGACCACUCAGCUGUUUUAUUUCACACCAUUCCAUACCUGCAGACAUGGAGUUCUGUCCCAACGUGAAUCCCCCGUGCUACAAGAGCAAACAAGAGGACAAUGUCAUCCAGGAGGAAGAUGUUAUUAGACUGAAGAUCGUGGGCACCAGGGUAGACGCCACGGGCAUUUUCGCAAUCGGAACCUUAAUGGACGACUAUUUAGGAUUAGUAACACAAUAAUUCUUUACACAUGUAAGCAUAAGUAUAUUUAUUAAGGAUAUAAAUAUGAAAUAAAAAAAAAACAAAUUACUUGUUAUUAUUUAUUUGGCAUUCAAAUAAUAGGGUAAAAUUCCAUACAUAAUGUAACAAAAACAAUCCAUCAAAAAGAAUAAAAUAUUUGGACACUCUCAGUCUAUUUGGGCAGUAUAUAAUGGGGUCGUUUACGCAACCUGUCGAUUCACGAUUGUUAAUCCUAUGUCAUUACGCCUUAAAACUAGAAAAAAUUAUUCAAUAAUUAGAUAUUGUCUAGUCUAAUUAGUGCACAGUUCUUACAUGUAGAGUAGAUGUGUAGAAUUCAUCUGAAUAGUCAAAAGAUGUAAGGAGCUAUUGUGAAAAGCAUAGACCGAAUAAAUAUAUUGCUGAAUGCCAAACACUGCAAUAAUUUAAUAUAUAAUUUCAGCUCUAAUGUAUAAGAGAAAUUCACGUCAAUGAGUAUGCUAUUUUUAUUUAUCUUAGUCAUUAUGUACAACUUUUCGAAAUGGGACACAAUAAAAAGAUACAAAAAAUAAGGACAAUUCAAAGUGACAAUCCAAGUCUUUGGUUUAUAAA
Molecule: messenger RNA, 1256 nt
Organism: Amyelois transitella
Lineage: Eukaryota; Metazoa; Arthropoda; Insecta; Lepidoptera; Pyralidae
Gene: Rpb7
Product: DNA-directed RNA polymerase II subunit RPB7
Exons: 6
Coding region: 147-668 (173 amino acids)
Biological process (GO): positive regulation of nuclear-transcribed mRNA poly(A) tail shortening; transcription initiation at RNA polymerase II promoter; DNA-templated transcription
Cellular component (GO): P-body; RNA polymerase II, core complex
Molecular function (GO): single-stranded DNA binding; translation initiation factor binding; single-stranded RNA binding
Source: RefSeq, a predicted model, not a curated record